Molecule: messenger RNA, 816 nt
Organism: Saccharomyces mikatae IFO 1815
Lineage: Eukaryota; Fungi; Ascomycota; Saccharomycetes; Saccharomycetales; Saccharomycetaceae
Gene: REX2
Product: Rex2p
Exons: 1
Coding region: 1-816 (271 amino acids)
Cellular component (GO): mitochondrion
Molecular function (GO): 3'-5'-RNA exonuclease activity; nucleic acid binding
Source: RefSeq, a predicted model, not a curated record
AUGAAGUGGUUAUUGUUCCCAGCAAGAAGCAUAGUACGCACCCGCUCCAGUUUCAUCUUGCAGCACAGAAGAUUAGUUUCACAGUACUUACGACCACGAACCAUCCAAAACUUGCAAUCAAUGGCACAAAAACCGGAACUUAAGACCAAGCUAUUCAAACCUUUGGUCUGGAUCGAUUGCGAGAUGACGGGACUAGACCAUGUGAACGACAAGAUUAUCGAGAUUUGUUGCAUCAUCACCGAUGGACGUCUAACGCCCGUCAAAGGAUCCGAUGGUCAAGGAGAGUCGCAUUACGAAAGUGUCAUUCACUAUGGCCCCGAUGUUAUGAACAAAAUGAACCAGUGGUGUAUCGAGCACCAUGGUGACAGUGGUCUCACGGCUAAAGUCUUGGCAAGCGGUAAGACCUUGGCCCAGGUGGAAGACGAGCUUCUCGAGUACAUCCAGCGCUACAUACCAGAGAAAAACGUCGGUGUCCUGGCAGGUAACAGCGUGCAUAUGGACCGCUUGUUCAUGGUCCGCGAGUUUCCCAAGAUCAUUGACCAUCUCUUCUACAGAAUUGUCGACGUCAGCAGUAUCAUGGAAGUUGCCCGUAGACACAAUCCAGCUCUACAAGCACGUAACCCGAAGAAAGAAGCUGCACAUACUGCCUACAGUGAUAUCAAAGAGAGCAUAGCUCAAUUGCAGUGGUAUAUGGAUAACUAUUUGAAGCCACCACAGGAGACAGAGUCGGUCGAGUCAAUUGAGUCUGAGCAGCAGGAGUCACCAUCUUCAUCUUCAUCUACUUCGUCUUUGAAGAGGCAACGCACCAAUUUUUAA